CUCACGCAGACAGACGUUGAGAGAACGGUAGGAUUUAAAUACCAUAAGCGGGCGACCUGCUCAGCCCUUCGGGUGCGGGAGGGUGACUGUUUUGUGUCUUUGCUAGACCGGGAGAGCAGGGGGAGGAGGAGGAGGAACGGAUAAUGAGCUAUUCUUGUACCAGCACAGGCAAGAGCCAGGACCCAUCGAGCUCUAAGAAGUCCGGCGGCGUUAAUCCCGCUAGUUGCAGCGGCGGCGGAGACACCGGCAAAGGAAACAACAGCCUCAGCAUCCACGGCGGCAGACCGAACUCGAAGCCCGAUUCAACCGAGGCCAUGAAAGUCAAGAAGGGCUGCAACGCGACAAAUGUCGGGGUACCCGUAACAACAGAAGAAGAGCUGCUCGCGAACAAAACGAUCACCCCUGAAGAUGUGCUGGGUUUGCAGAAGAUCACAGAAAAUUAUCUGUGUAGUCCAGAAGACAAUGUAUACAACAUUGACUUCACAAGGUUCAAGAUCAGGGACAUGGAGACAGGGACGGUUCUCUUUGAGAUCACCAAACCCCCGUCCACAGGGGAUAAAAGAGAUGUCGAUCCAAACGCAGGACGCUUUGUACGGUAUCAGUUUACACCGGCUUUCCUUAGGCUACGACAAGUAGGAGCCACCGUUGAGUUCACAGUAGGGGAUAUCCCCAUCAAUAACUUUCGGAUGAUCGAGAGGCAUUACUUCCGUGAACAGCUGCUCAAGAGUUUCGACUUUGAGUUCGGCUUUUGUAUCCCCAGCAGCAAGAACACAUGCGAGCACAUCUAUGAGUUUCCACCGCUCUCUGAAGAUAUCAUACGUGAGAUGAUCCUUCAUCCCUAUGAGACGCAGUCUGACAGCUUUUACUUUGUGGACAACAAGCUGGUCAUGCACAACAAAGCAGAUUACUCGUACAGCGGAGGACCUUAGGACAAAAGUGUGUUUGACUGACAGACCUAAGAACCAAUCACAUGUCUUUGUCCAACAGUUGAAUCAGUGUCACAGAUGACGGCCUGCAGUGCGUCGAGGCGGUUUUACUACUGUACAGUCUGGUCUGAUGCAUACAUAUCCUUCUGAGUUUAACACUGCCAUCGUUCACAGUACAUCAGCAAGUAUUUCUCUUCGUUUAUUUUGUAAGAUUCCCCAACAAGCAAAUUAAGUGCCAGCCCAUUUUUAUACGGGCAAGGCACUGUAAGGUAAUGUGAAUGGUACUUAGGUUUAAUGUUUAUUGUUUGUGUGUGUGUGGGUUUUGAUGAAAUCAUUUUUUGUGUGUGUUUGUAUGUGUGGGUAUUAGAAACAGAUAAGGUCAUCAUGUAUUGUAGAUGUCAAAUAUUUCUUUUCUCUGGCCGAAUAAGCUACAUCCCAUCAUGUUUCAUGCUCUGGUAAAUAGAAUAUGAUUUUAUGGCGAGACCUUGACAAAAUAUUGAUAGAUUUGUGUUGCAUUAGAUAUAUUUUGAUAUAAACUUAAUUUUGUUGAUAUUUGUGUGGAUUAAAACGAAGAAAAAAAUUAAAACUUAAUUAAAUAAAAAUCAUGAAUCUGUCAUCUGUAUAUCCAGUGGUGUGCAGUUAAGUAUACAUGAAGUCGCUUUGGUAACACAUUUUAAAGGUUGAAAUAUGUUUAUGGAAAACGUCUAACAGAAUGGAAACGGGAUCACAGCGGAUCUUACAAGCCUUGACAUCUCAACUGUCCAGAUAUUGUGGUCUGUUUUUGUAUUCGUAGAAAACACAGAAUAAGAAACCUGUUUUCAACUUUCUAAAGUACUUUAAAGUUAAAGUUUGAGAGGUCAGAAGGCAUCUCCUGUCUUUAUAUAACAUUCCCUUUUUCUCACAUUCCAGUGAGCUCCUUCAUGGAUGUUUAGUGCACGUAACUGAGGUUAGAUCUAACGUUUCAUCCAAGGAUGUAUCGUAACUAUGAUCCUUCUAUUCAUAGUGCAAGAUGUGUGUUUAGGAGACUGACGUAAGAAAAAACAAUUCUGGUUUGGGUAAAGACAAUACUUUAAAAAAUUCUGAGCGUCAAAGCCGAUGAUGAAUAACUUGAAAAUGUUUCUAGUCAAAGAUGUAACAACUUUAUUUAAGAUUGUGAUUUAUUGUAAAUGAUUUUGAUGAAAUAAAUAAAAACAUAUGUUUUGGACAGUUCAAUGCCAGUAUGGAAUAAAAGUGAAAUAAAUGUAUAUGUUGAAUUUUUUUGAAAAUAU
Messenger RNA from Paramisgurnus dabryanus, 2194 nucleotides. It is a transcript of the gene unc119a2, whose product is annotated as unc-119 lipid binding chaperone a2. Gene Ontology annotation, molecular function: lipid binding. Gene Ontology annotation, biological process: lipoprotein transport; negative regulation of caveolin-mediated endocytosis; mitotic cytokinesis. The record is from RefSeq and is a predicted model, not a curated record. Lineage: Eukaryota; Metazoa; Chordata; Actinopteri; Cypriniformes; Cobitidae. Gene Ontology annotation, cellular component: intercellular bridge; centrosome; spindle pole.